CUCUGCAAUUGAGUAAUUUUGAUUUUUCAAACUAAACUUGCUAUUUUUUAUUUAUUGUAGGAAGCAGGCAGUUUAACUGUGAAUGCCUAUCAAAACCCAUUAUUUAAUACGUGGUUAUAUAUAUAUACAUAGUCUAAGUUAAAGUAGAAAAAAGGUUACAUUAAGUUUAAAAUGCUCCAGCGAAAUAUUCGGUAUAAUCUAGUAAAUACCUUCAUGAAAUCUUUUCAAGCAAGAUAUGUUACGAAACCACCAAAGCCCGAGAUUCCAAGUAAUCCAUUAAAAAAAAUAUAUGCAGCUAAUGAGCAAAUGGAUAAUGGCGUUAUAUAUGAUAAGAAACCCUUUAAAGUGUCUUUGCAAGAAGGGAAAACCUAUGCCUGGUGUCUAUGCGGCCGGUCAAAGUCUCAGCCACUCUGCGAUGGCACACACAAAGAUGUUUAUCUAAAGAUUACACAAAGACCUAUAUUAUUUAAAGUCGAGAAAACAAAGGAAUAUUGGCUUUGUAACUGCAAGCAGACUAAAAACAGACCUUUCUGUGAUGGAACACACAAGAAUAAAGAAAUUGCUGAAACAACUGUUAGAGUUUAACAUGACAAAAUGUUAGAUAGGUUUCUAUAGAAUUCCUAAAAUUUAUUAAUUUAGUUAAACCAAUAAAUAAUAGCAUUCUGUUUCAAAAUU
Messenger RNA from Pararge aegeria (speckled wood butterfly), 675 nucleotides. Its product is annotated as CDGSH iron-sulfur domain-containing protein 3, mitochondrial. Gene Ontology annotation, molecular function: 2 iron, 2 sulfur cluster binding. Bases 172 to 585 code for a protein of 137 amino acids. The transcript has 3 exons. The record is from RefSeq and is a predicted model, not a curated record. Gene Ontology annotation, cellular component: intracellular membrane-bounded organelle. Lineage: Eukaryota; Metazoa; Arthropoda; Insecta; Lepidoptera; Nymphalidae.